GAAGGCGAAGUAGGCGCCCGCAGUGAAGACUCCUGGCCGAACUCCCGUUAUAAUGAACACCACACUUGUUGUCUUGUGCGGGCAGUGCGCCGACCGCACGCCCUUCCAUACGCGCGAAUGUGUCAUUACCACAUUCAAACAAUUUCGAAUAUAAAAAGUGUGCCACUCAAUUUAAUUAUCAUUAUAACCGGUGCAAUUUGUUAUUAAUUAAUAUUUAAAAUGUGUUCAAAGAAUAUAUUAAUAUGUUUGCAAUUGGCUCUGUUAGCCGGGUUCGUGUCUGCUGAUUGUGGUCCAAGAUUAAAAUAUGCCUGGGGCGAUGCUCUACAAGGCACAGAAUGUCCGGGUCCAGACGGCUCUCCUUAUCCUAGGCAUUUGGUAAACCGAGCAUUGAAAUCCGGGGCAUGGGGGCAAUCUUCACGUCAAGCACGGAACGUGCGGACGGUAGACCCGGCCAUCAUGCGACGGGCGCUGUUGGACGCUCAUGUCGGAUAUUCCGAGGGACUGAGGACGCAGAAUGGCAGUAGAACUGGUCGCGCCAGCAAUCUCCCCGGCUUGUCCCCGACCACGACCAACUCCUGCGGAGGCGGCCGCCUGUGCCGGACGCGGUACAACACUACCGCGCCGAUGUACGGCGUCUCUCUGACAUCCGGACAACCUGUUACUAUUGUGCAGAAGUUCCCGGAUUUGUUGCAGCAAGUCGUGUUUGAAGUUUGCGAAUCAAGCGAAUGCUCAGUCAUCCGCGGUUCGUGCACACAAACGUACGUCCCGUACUUGUUCCUAGUGCUGCCGCUCGGGCCCGUCACUCUCACCGGACAGGACUACGUGCUGGUGGAGUCCGGGUGCGUCUGUCGGCCGGAUCCUUAAAAAAAAACUUGGUGAUAAACUUACUAUAAAAUGAAAGCGAUUAAGAAUCUUUUAUGGACGUCAAUCGAUUGUAAAUUUCAUAAAGUUAGAUCCUUGUGGCUCCAGUACUAUAACAGCUUAUUUGAUAGGCAAAAUUGUACCCGUAUUAAAUAAAUAACAAUAGUUUGUGACACCACUAUGACAGGACGGGCCUUACGGGCAAUAAGAGUGGGGCCAGUACAGCGGUGUCACGCAUACGAAUUUGAACCAAUCGUGCAGUCUAACAACACAACGCGAUUGGUCGAUGAGUUCGCAUCACGCGCGUGAUUGGUCGCAACUAGUUGCGUUAGGCUGCACGAUUGGCUCGAAUUCGUGAGUUACACCACUGAACUAGCACUUAGUGCCUGUAAGUGCCCUUAGAUAUAUGUCAAGCGUCUGGCAGUUGUUCUAUCUCUCCGUCUACCAGCUUCAAAGCUGAACACUAAACAUCUACGUGGCUAAUAACAUAAAUAUUGCAAACUUCCGGCAUUACCUACGUAUGUUUGAAGGGUGAACCAACUUUUUUUGUCACUCGUUGCCAUGUUUAUGUGGUUCCAUUACAUGGCUUCUUUAAUGAUAAAGCGUUAUCACGUCGUGUUGAUUUUUUGUUUAGGAAAAUGUAGGUUCGUGGAAAGUAAAUCUGAGGGCCUACCGCGAACCACGUUCGACGUGUUACCUCCCUGUCACGCUUACGUACGAAUUUACAAGUGCGACAGAGAGGCAACACGUCGAACGUGGUUCGCGGUAGGCCCUCUGAUGUGUAGGUGUCAGUUCAGUAGCACAAACAACAUGUGUCAUACGUACUGAAAUUAUUAAGAACUAAUCCGUAUCAAUUUAGCUUAAAAUAUGUUUUAUUAGUAUUUGUUUAACGCCUUUUUCGGCCCGAUUCGAAGAAUGAGAUACGAUAACGAUAAGUUCUGGUUUAGAUAAGUUCUCAUUUAGAUAUCGUUUGUAAGUCGUAUAAUUGACAGAAGCAGCUCGAUUCGGGCAACUAAUGUGACUUUGACGUUAGAAAUAUCGUUGAUAGAUCUUAUUGGGAUCAUAGUGGAAUCGAAAUAAACGUCAAUUUUAGCAUGUCGUUUAGUUAUCGAUCUUUUAAAGAUCUUAACCGUGACUUGAUCAUUCUUCGAAUCGGGCCGUUUGUACAGUGAAAGAAUUAUUUUCAGAAUUUUAAGUGACAUGUUACUUUGUUACAUGAUACUUUUAAUAAUGUAUUCUAAUAACUUUCCAUUAUGUUACUUCUUGACGUCAGCUUACCUACCCUGGUAUGGAAGUAACGGAAUAAGUGAAAUUAUUAUUGUGUUCUUUCGGAAUACUGAAGUAAUUUUAUUUAAUCUGCUUAACGAUACGUAAACAUUUUAAAAUGUUUUUUGAAAAUGUAUAUUGCUAGAAAUAUUAUCAGUAUUUUUUCUAUUUGAUAUCAAAUUUGAAGCGAUCAGUAUAACUAUUUGAAAGUAUACGAGAUUAAUUUCAAGGCUGCUUUGAUGGAAUUGACACAAAAGUUAAUCUUUUGUUUUGAUAUUAACGUAUGCAUUUUUGUUUGAGUAUUAAAUCAAAUAACUUGUUAGACAGGAUAAUAAAGUUUAACUGUUUGUAUUAUCACAUAGGUAUACCCUAUUUCAUUUACCAUGGCGGGAUUCCACUUGAGACGGUCAUUAGGCGUAAACAAGACGAGAACUGACAACAAAAGAUACAUGUAACUGUCCAGUCUUGAUCCUUUUGUGUUAUUACUUGACCACACGCUACGUUUGAAAAGCAGAGCUCGUAAAGCAAUUGUUAAACAAUAGAUCAACAUUAUGGUUUUCUUUGUGCAGUUUCAAGUGGGAUCCCGCCAUGGUAAAUGAAAUGGGGUAUAACGAAGUUGCUAAAAUGAUGACACUGUUUUCGUCGUUUUAUAUUGCAUUUAAUAAGAAUUUGCAUUUAUUUAGGAAUGACUUUGGGAUAUUGUUCUAAUAUACUGUAAAAUUGCCGGUGAAUUUGUCUCAUUAAUUUGACUGGAUUUGAUUCUUCGGCCAUUUUGCGGUUGAAUGGUUGGAUUUUAUGUUUAAUUGACUUUUUAUGUUUAAUAGACUGAAUUUAUUAAUGUUAAUUUAUAAAAAUUGUAUUUAUUAUUUUUAGUUGUUUUGGUGCAAAUGUGUUUGAAAUUGAAUGUAGUUUAUGAGAAUAAUGUUUAAGAUUUUAAAUUAUUUUUGGUUUGUUACAAUCUGUCAAAAAGUUUCUGUAAUAUAAUAAACUCACGAAUGAUAAAUGUAUCAAAGAUUAAUAAAUUGUAGAAAUAA
Molecule: messenger RNA, 3161 nt
Organism: Cydia pomonella (codling moth)
Lineage: Eukaryota; Metazoa; Arthropoda; Insecta; Lepidoptera; Tortricidae
Exons: 5
Coding region: 220-864 (214 amino acids)
Source: RefSeq, a predicted model, not a curated record